AUGCAGCAACAACAGACUAGCAGCCGCAGACCACCGCCAGCAGCCGCAGACCACCGCCAGCAGCCGCAGACCACCGCCAGCAGCCGCAGACCACCGCCAGCAGCCGCAGACCACCGCCAGCAGCCGCAGACCACCGCCAGCAGCCGCAGACCACCGCCAGCAGCAGCAGACCACCGCCAGCAGCAGCAGACCACCGCCAGCAGCCGCAGACCACCGCCAGCAGCCGCAGACCACCGCCAGCAGCCGCAGACCACCGCCAGCAGCCGCAGACCACCGCCAGCAGCCGCAGACCACCGCCAGCAGCCGCAGACCACCGCCAGCAGCAGCAGACCACCGCCAGCAGCCGCAGACCACCGCCAGCAGCAGUAG
Messenger RNA from Procambarus clarkii (red swamp crayfish), 369 nucleotides. The record is from RefSeq and is a predicted model, not a curated record. Lineage: Eukaryota; Metazoa; Arthropoda; Malacostraca; Decapoda; Cambaridae.